ACUUCAAACCUCUGUGAGCCAGUUUCGAGUCCCAAACCACAUCUCUCCACUGUGACCAUGGCGUUUAUGAUUCCUGCCGUUCGGAACGAGUACGACAUCUACCUCAGCCGCAGUCCUCGGAGUUCGGGAUCGCCUCCGCCAUUUGGUUGGACUGCCAGCAGUGUCGAGGACUACCUCCGGAACCUGAGAGCCUCCCCGGCGGUCUGCCACAAUAACAACACCAUCAGCCAGAACAACAUGAACAACUCCUCGAACAGCAAGGAACAACGACCCGGAUCUGCGCCUCGGCGAAAGACCAGCAGGGAUAUGUCUCACAUCCAAGGCAAGCUGGACCACUCGGAGUUGAUGCAGAAGCUGAAGAGGUGCAACGAGAGCCAUCCUUCGUAGCGGCGCUGGUGCCACCAGCGUUUCUCAGAGUCCUCGCGACUCGUUUCUUCGGCGCCGCGAAUGCCUCUGAAAAAGGACGCGGAUUGAUGCUGAAAAGCUCGAAUGUCAACAAGGCUUUCCCGAUGGCCUGUCAUGACGUCUACGAGACUGUGUGGGAGCUGGAAUCCUGGGCCAAUUGACAGCUGUCUUGGAGCAAGUGGACUACGAUACCAUCAUUCACUUGCUUGUUCCUCAUAUGUAACCCUGCAGGAGGCGGCGCUGUCAAUGGUGACAACCCGCAAGCCUUUACUCUGUCGAACGAUCUGCAUCUGGACGACACUAUGAAAAAUUGGACCAGAAUAAAAGGCAAAUAAUGAUAUUUUUCUUU
Ixodes scapularis (black-legged tick) is the source of this 754-nucleotide messenger RNA. RefSeq lists its product as uncharacterized. The transcript has a single exon. Lineage: Eukaryota; Metazoa; Arthropoda; Arachnida; Ixodida; Ixodidae. The coding region runs from base 58 to 387 and encodes 109 amino acids. The record is from RefSeq and is a predicted model, not a curated record.